This is a messenger RNA of Erythranthe guttata (spotted monkey flower), 1024 nucleotides long. Lineage: Eukaryota; Viridiplantae; Streptophyta; Magnoliopsida; Lamiales; Phrymaceae. The record is from RefSeq and is a predicted model, not a curated record.
ACUAGGGUUUCAAUUCGAUCACAGAAAGAGAGAGAUGGAGAUGGAGAUGGAUUGUUAUGACUGCGGCAUGAAAUUAUCGAAAUUGAACGCCGGGGAAUCAGAUACGAAGAAGCGCAUGGACAAGAUAGUUAGACAAGUGACGAAAUUGCAAGAGAAGAAACCUUCGACGAACAAGCACACGGCAAAAAUCAAUAUGAUUCUCGACCUCGUCAAUCUAUUGAAAGAGAAAGAGGAGGAAUCAGAGGAGGAUGAUAAACUCGAAUCGAUGAAGAAAUUGGAAGAGGAGAAGAAACUUGAAUUGAUGAAGAAAUCGGAAGAGGAGGUGAAGGAACUUGAAUCGAUGAAGGAGUUGGAGUUGGAAGAGGAGAAGAAAGUGGAAGCAAACGAGAUGCCAAAAUGGAUGGAGAUGAAGCUCACAGAGAUGUUAUCUCACAGUAGCAGGCCAAUGUAUGACCGAGAUUCCACCAUCCACACCUAUACUCCCCAAGUAGUGGAAAAGCUCAAAGGUUAUGCCAAACUGGCAAUUGAUGUGUUCAACCAACAACAGCCCAUCAAAUACACUGUGGUGGAUGUGGUCAAAUCAAUCAGGCGUUUAAUCAGUGGAUCUGUACUGGAUUUGACGUUUACCGCCAAGCCUGAUGAUGCUGAGGAUGCCAUAGUUUUCUAUGCAAAUAUUCGCCGAAGAGUCGGACGUCCAGUGAAAGUAACGUAUGUUGGAAUCGAAAAGUAACUAUGCUGCUACAGGUAAUGUUUCUCUGUCUAAGCUCCUAUGUAUGUUUCAUAAUUUCAUUGUCUUAUGUUGUUUUUGUUCUGAAUAAUAUGACCAACUUCUUAUGGUCUAAUUUGCUAUUAGUGGACAUGUUGAUGAGGACUGUAUGCGACAAUUUCAUUCUACUUAGCUUGAUUUGGGCUUAACAAAAAUUCCUUGCUCUAAUAUCUGGUAUUUUAAUGUAAUAGGGGCUCAUAAUUUCUCUUAUUUCUUUUUCUUAAACAAGAACAUGGACAUACAUAAUAAACUUUCUUU